AUGGCAUCUUCAGACGUCUCCAGCGUGUCCAGCGAGUCCGGUGUCUCCGGCAUCUCGACAAGAUCCAGCUCUAAAUUCGACGACGCCGAAGCGGGGGUGCGGCCGCUGCAAGCAGCGGCUUCGCACGGGUCGCAGCUGUCGCUCGAUACCCAGGCUUCGCUCGAGCACCAGUUCGAGCACAACUUCGAUCUUGACGAUGCGGUGCGGAUGUCGUCCUACCGGCCACACAGCUCAGUGCUGGCGAACGGGCCGCCAGGCGACUCGAGGGCGGUCGAGGAUCUUCCCAAGAUCAAUAAGGUUUUCACAGACGCAACCACGGGUGAGCUGAGCCUGCCGCCGGACGGAGGUUACGGGUGGGUGUGCUGUCUGUGUGUUACGCUUGUGAUGUUCUCAACCUGGGGGUCCAAUUGCGCUUUCGGCGUGUUUCUCGCCUACUAUCUCAACAACAAUGUGUUUGCCGGAGCUUCCAAAUACGACUACGCUUUGAUCGCUGGCAUCACCGUCUGUCUGGGCCAAGGUCUGCCGCCUUUCGUGAUUAUAUGCAUGCAGAUAUUCGGGUUCAAGGCGCCAAUGUUGCUGGGAACCGUGUUCCUGCUGCUGGGCUUUAUUCUGGCAUCCUUUUCCACCAAGCUGUGGCAACUGUAUCUAACCCAGGGCGUUCUGGUCGGCAUGGGAAUGUCAUUUGUGUAUGCUCCUGCUACCACGGUUUUGCCCGGCUGGUUUCUACGCAAAAGAUCCUUCGCAUUGGGCAUAUCGCUCAUCGGGACUGGUGCAGGCGGUGUGACCUAUUCGCUUGCCGUUGGUCAACUGAUCCAGGAAACCAAAGAUCAGAGAUGGGCAUUGCGCAUGCUCGGCAUCGCCUGUACUUUGACCUGUCUGGUAGCCAUCGCAGUGAUCCGCCAGCGUGUAAAACUCGAGCCCAUUGGACUCAAAGACCCGUCGCUGGUGAAGGAAAAGUUCAUAAACAUGUUUUCGCCUCGCAUACCUCGCAUGAUGGCCGUCAACCUGAUAGCCGCUUGGUUUUUGUUUGCAUUGUUCGGUUAUAACCUGAUGAUCUUCACUAUCUCACCUUACGCUAUAGCCAAAGGCUUAACAACGCAUCAAAGUUCUUCUUUAUCCGCAAUUCUAAAUGGAGCCCAGAGUGUUGGAAGACCACUUAUGGGUUUGAUGGGUGACAAAGUUGGUCGCACCAAUACGGCAACGUUAUUAACUUUGCUCAACAUGAUACUUCUUUUUGGAUUCUGGUUUCCAGCCCACACUUAUGUGCAAUUGAUCGUUUUUUCGAUUUGUCUGGGACUAUGCAUGGGCGUUGCCAAUGUCAUGAGCACAGUUCUGGUGGCAGAUUUGGUCGACGCUUCGGACUUCCUGCCGUCCUGGGCCUAUAUCAAUAGCGUGGGAUCUCCGUUAUUGUUACUGCCAGAAGUGAUCGCUCAACUAUUAACAGAUGAAUCCCACCCAAGUAAUCCAUACGUUCAUACUCAGAUAUUUGCCGGUAUGUGUUUUGUCGGAGCACUGUUGCUGGUCCUGGCAUUGAGAGAGUACGCUGUCAAAAAAGCUAUAAAUGAGCGGUUAAGUCGAAAGUCUCAACAGAUCAAGAAACUCGAGCUUUCGGCGCCUGAGGUAGAAGAAUUAGAAGAGGGCAAGGAUCUGCUGCGGCAGGAAUCCAAAUACCGCAACCUCCUCGGAGGCGGGCCGUGCAAGUAUGUUGUUAGAGUGCUUUACCCCAUGAACGUGUGA
Lachancea nothofagi CBS 11611 is the source of this 1737-nucleotide messenger RNA. Lineage: Eukaryota; Fungi; Ascomycota; Saccharomycetes; Saccharomycetales; Saccharomycetaceae. The record is from the annotation of a GenBank genome assembly.